Molecule: messenger RNA, 285 nt
Organism: Microthlaspi erraticum
Lineage: Eukaryota; Viridiplantae; Streptophyta; Magnoliopsida; Brassicales; Brassicaceae
Source: the annotation of a GenBank genome assembly
AUGUCUCCGUCUGAUUGGUUUGGACGAUUCUUGUCUCUCAUGAGCAGCUGGGUGUCUCUCCCUGAUAGGAUUAGGUCUUCUUGGAGCUUACCCACGUCCUCUCUCCUCCUUAGCAGUUGGUGUCGUUGUCCAAUUGGUUUAGGCUUGCUUCGUCUUCAUUCAGUAGCUGGAUGUUACUGCAUGAUUGGCCUGUACGAUUUUGGCUCCAUUGUAGUAGCUGCAUGUCUUCUCCAUAUUGGUUAUGAUCAUCCUUAUCUUCUCCAAGUAGCUGGUGUCACCACUUGA